This is a messenger RNA of Entelurus aequoreus (snake pipefish), 1981 nucleotides long. Its product is annotated as tripartite motif-containing protein 54-like. The transcript is spliced from 9 exons. NCBI's taxonomy places the organism in Eukaryota, Metazoa, Chordata, Actinopteri, Syngnathiformes, Syngnathidae. Bases 1 to 1011 code for a protein of 336 amino acids. Gene Ontology annotation, molecular function: zinc ion binding. The record is from RefSeq and is a predicted model, not a curated record.
AUGGAGAACUUGGAGAAGCAGCUGAUUUGUCCCGUCUGCCUGGAGAUGUUCUCCAAGCCGGUGGUCAUCCUGCCCUGCCAGCACAACCUCUGCAGAAAAUGUGCCAACGACAUCUUCCAGUCGUCCAACCCUGCGUGGCAGUCGCGCAGCUCGUCCAGCGUGGCCACCAGCGGGAGUCGUUUCCGCUGCCCGUCGUGUCGUCACGAGGUGGUCCUGGACCGCCACGGCGUGUACGGCCUGCAGAGGAACCUGCUGGUGGAGAACAUCAUCGACAUGUACAGACAUCAGGAGGCCUCACGGACAGUUAUAGUCAAGCCUGAGACGCAGCAGCAGCAGCUGACAUGUGACGAGCACGAAGACGAGAAGAUCAACAUCUACUGCCUGUCCUGCCAGACGCCCACCUGCUCCAUGUGCAAAGUGUUCGGCCGGCACAAAGAGUGUGACGUGGCGCCGCUCAGCAGCGUCUACCUGCGGCUCAAGACUGAACUCAGUGACAGCAUCGCCGGCCUGGUUGCCAAUAACGACCACAUCCAGGCUGCCAUCAUGCACAUGGAGGAAGUAUGCAACGCCAUCCAGGAGAAUGCUUGCCACCGGCGCGAGCAGGUCGCCAGCCAGUUGGAGACGCUGACGGCCAUCUUGGACGAGCGGAAACAGGAGCUGGUGCGUCUGAUCACCAGGGAGCAGGAUGAAAAGCUGCAGCAGGUGCGGGCGCUCGUACGGCAGCACGGCGAACGGCUGGAGGCAUCCGUGACACUGGUGGAGUCGGCCGUCCAGGCCGCAGAAGAGCCGCACAUGGCGCUCUUCAUCCAGAAUGCUGCUGUCAUACUGGACAAGAUGUCCGCGUCCACACGAGUCGCCAACGACCUGCGUCCGCAACUCCACUACGACAACAUGAGCCAUUUUGUCAUCGACGUCGACGACAUCGUUGAUAUGUUGACCAGCAUCGACUUCUGCCACACUGCAGCGGGCGAAGGUGAAGACGACCUAGAGGACGACUCAGAACUGGACUGACCCGCCAUCAACACAGGGACUCCUCCCAAUGAGAUCCACAUGGUCCCUGCGCCACAUUGAGUUCCAUUUACUCCACUAUAAACCACAGUAAUCUACAAGGUCCCUGCACCUCAUCGGGGACCUCAUGUAUUAAGAGUUGCAUGGAUGUCCUACUAAAAAUAGACGUACGUCCAAUCCAAAAAACAUCAUACACAGAUGUAUUAAAGUGUGCAUGCGCACGCACAAAUCCAAGCACAUUUCUUUGUUACAUCACAUUCAACCUGGAAAUGACUGCAGAUGUUUGCCUGGCUGGCCAGCCCAGGCCACGCCCCCUUAUUAAUACGCAAAUCAUAUUGAUCCGUUGAGAGGCUGCAAUAAGAAAGAAAUGUUGAAACAGACGACUAAGGGACCGGAGAUAAAUUAGUGGAAAUUUUGAAAAAUAUAGUCGCUACAAUGACAUGUCAAACUUUAGAAGAGGUGCGUAACUCUGAUAACCCUUCAUAUAAAUAUAAUUUGUGUAAUUAAUAACAAAAUAUGUUCAUACAGUAGAGCGUAUUCACAGCCAGAUUAGUUUCAUGCGAAAAUGUUGUAAUAUUUGGUUUGCAAUCAUUUAAAUUCAAACCACAUUGUCUCUAAAAUCCAUAAAACGGACUCAACUCUGCCAGAUUUCUCUGAGGUCCCUGUGAAGUGAAGUGUAUUUAUAUAGCGCUUUUCUCUAGUGACUCAAAGCGCUUUACAUAGUGAAACCCGUUUAAACCAGUGUGGGUGGCACUGGGAGCAGGUGGGUGAAGUGUCUUGCCCAAGGACACAACAGCAGUGACUAGGAUGGCAGUAGUGAUGGGUCCGGCAACCCCGAUGCAUCGGCGCAUGCGUCGAGCUCAUAGAGCAAAACCCUGUGUCGGUGCGCGUACCACUUUUAGAAAGUCACGUGACCGAUACGCGAACUGUGUCGCACUGACGCCUCCUCUGUGCCCUGUGAGCGGGUCUUUUC